Molecule: messenger RNA, 1233 nt
Organism: Aspergillus chevalieri
Lineage: Eukaryota; Fungi; Ascomycota; Eurotiomycetes; Eurotiales; Aspergillaceae
Product: SMP-30/gluconolactonase/LRE family protein
Exons: 4
Coding region: 1-1233 (410 amino acids)
Source: RefSeq, a predicted model, not a curated record
AUGCAUUCGCGAUUCGCAGCCAUUUUCUUCCUUCUAGCUGGUAUCACUCGUGCGCAGACUGGUCUUACCAACCCGAUCUCGGAAGACUGCGGUCCCUCGGUGGUAUGCAUCAAUAAAUAUGCUAAUGUACUCCCAUACCACUUCUUCCGCAAGCUAUCUACUGCUGAUGUCCCUUCGACUUUUGGCGACAUUACCUACGGCAAUGGUACUAGGUUGAAUGACGUCAAAUCAGCCGAUUUUCUUGUCUUCGACAAAGAACGCGGUCUCGAGGUCCUCGGCUCUAAGCCCAGCUACGAGUUCAUGUUCAAAGUUCCCGAGGUCGUACACGAAGCGCCUGUCUAUGUAGCCUCGCAGAACAAGCUUUACCUGUCCCAGUUGACGCCGGGAUAUCUCCCCCAGCUGGUCGUCGAUUUGAAUCAGGAACCACCAAAGCUUUCCGAGUAUCUCUCUAAUCCCCCUGUGUACGCUCCCAAUGGCGGUACAUUCCACAACGGCAAGAUCGUCUGGGGCGCAUCAGGUGGGAACAGGUCCAUCGGUGGCAGUGAGCAACGGCUGGGGUUGAGAACGGUAGACCCAAAGACGAACAAAUCGACAACCCUGGUCAACAAUUACUUUGGAUACUAUUUCAACACGAUUGACGAUGUUGCCGUGCAUCCAAACACGGGGGACAUCUGGUUCACCGACCCUGAUUAUUCAUGGUGGAAUUCCCUCACCGACACCGCUCCUCAGCUUCCAACUGCCAGCUACCGAUACAAUGCAACCUCUGGCGCUGUGUUCGUGGUAGAAGACAGCAUUACCCAGCCUAAUGGUAUCGCGUUCAAUCCGGAGGGUACGAUUGUGUACAUCAGUGAUACUGGCGCUGGAAGAAACACGGUUGACCCGAAAUUUGGCCAACACAAGAAUACCUUCAACUCAUCAGUGGGACACAGAACUAUCUACGCCUUCGACCUCAGCGAGGAUGGCACCCGCGCUAUGAACAAGCGACCUGUCUAUUUGUCUCCUGAAUACGUGCCCGACGGUCUCAAGGUGGCUGCAAAUGGGUACAUACUUACAGGAAACGGAAGAGGUGUAGAUGUCCUUGACUCUUUUGGUCAGCUCCUCCUGACGGUCCAGACCAACUACACCGUUCAGAACUUUGCUUGGACAGGUCCUGAACUCAAGACUCUCUGGUUGAUGGGCGCUGGUGGAAUAAGUAGGGUCGAAUGGGAGCUGGUAGGCCAAGAAUUGAAGUAA